AGCAUUGCCAAGAGAUGUAUAAUUUCUCAGACAACCCUUUGGAAGAUAUAAAAGUUCUCCAUGCCCUGUUCCUCCUUCAUUCAGCAUCAGCUUUAGGUGCUCUUCCUCUUGCUUGCUCCAACAGAGGCUUUGCUGAUACUCCAGAAAGAUGUGCUCUCGCGGGUCCUGCCACGACUAUGAGUCCUCCUGCCACAGAUCCUGGUCUUCCUGCCAUGGAUCCCACUCCUCCUGCCACGACUCAGGACCCUCCUGCCAUUACACCAUCCAGAGGCAGCCUGUGCAGACGUACCGCUACGUGACACCCUGCUGCCCCCCCAUGCAGGCCUAUUGCCCCCCUGUGCAGCCCUGCUGCCCCCCUGUACAGCGCUACUGCCCCCCAGCCCCCUAUUGCCCCCAAUACACCAAGAACAUCUGCAAGCUGCCGCCGUCAUGCCUCAAGUACUAGCAGCAGAAUCCAGACCUGGCAUGUGGACCCACCGGCUCGUUCCUCCCUUGGACACUAUGGCCAUGGAUCGUCUCAUCCUCACAGAAAUCCCUGGGUCUCUGCCAUGUGCCUCACUGCUGGUUUGGAUGAAGUGUUCCCCUAAUUGUCAUUCAAGGUGUCAUUCUUUCUAGUUAUUCAGGAAAUGUCCUUUCUAAUUAUUCAGUGCAUAAUUACUGUUGGGAAUCUUUCUAUGCCAUGCACUUCUGUUUCAGACUCAUCUGGGUGUGGGAAACAAUAAAUCUUACAAUUCAUGA
Molecule: messenger RNA, 738 nt
Organism: Harpia harpyja (harpy eagle)
Lineage: Eukaryota; Metazoa; Chordata; Aves; Accipitriformes; Accipitridae
Product: sperm mitochondrial-associated cysteine-rich protein-like
Exons: 2
Coding region: 149-445 (98 amino acids)
Source: RefSeq, a predicted model, not a curated record